AGGAUUUUUCUACAGAAUUCUCCCGCUUGACAAAAAUUUCCAUGAAGGGCAUCGGAAUUAAUUUCAGUCAAUGAUCCUUAACACUGCAUUGGCAUUAUCACACAUACACGAAGAUCGCGGCGGUUGUAUUUACAUGGAGAGGACCAGUAUACUCAGCUGGGAGGAAACCCGUUAGAGGCUAUCGACGACGUUUUUCACGACUGGUCAGUCUUGUUUGUAGUACCGGUCAGUAAACAUCAACCAAAGAUGUGCUCUUGCCGCCUCAAUACUCUCGGCGGUUUAUUACUGCAAUACGUAAUAGUGGCUGCCUCCAUUGUACACCCAAGCGUUACAGUAUCGUCGGAAUUCGGACGAAACAUUAUUAACGUCAGUGAUUAUACGUCACUUGAUAAUCACACCAGUGAUUACAAAUAUGUGAUUAAGAAGUUCAGAGUACCAGUCGAUCACUUCAGUUUUGCUGGCAACGAAACCUUUGAAAUUAGAUAUCUAGUGAAUAAUACAUGGCAAUCAGGUAAAAAUCCACCGAUAUUCUUCUACACCGGAAAUGAAGGAAAGAUUGAGGAAUUCGCUGCGAAUACUGGAUUCAUGUGGGAGAUAGCGCCCAGUUAUGGUGCAUUGAUAAUAUUCGCUGAGCACCGAUAUUAUGGAGAGUCCCUGCCAUUUGGAAACAGAUCGGCCGCGGACGCAAAACACCUCGGUUACUUGACUGCUCAACAGGCUUUAGCGGAUUACGUUGAUUUGAUCGAAUACCUCAAAUCGGAUGCAGCCCUUAAACGCAGUCCCGUGAUCGCUUUCGGAGGGUCUUAUGGCGGGAUGUUAAGCGCCUGGUUCCGUAUGAAAUAUCCGCAUAUUAUUCAAGGAGCAAUAGCAGCGUCAGCUCCAAUUCUCCAAUUCACCGGUGUCACAGACUGCCAAGCAUUUAAUCGCAUCGUAACGUCAGAUUUUCGAGCAGCGAGUGAUGUCUGUCCUAAAGUCAUUCGAAAGUCCUGGAACGCUAUUAAUAAUCUAACUUCCACAGACGAAGGGAAAAAAUGGUUGUCAGCGGAGUGGAAAUUGUGCCAGAACAUUACCAAUUCCACUGACAUCAAACAAUUGAAAGACUGGUUGUACAAUGUUUAUGGUAAUCUAGCUAUGGUAGAUUAUCCUUAUGAAGCUAAUUUCCUAGCGCCAUUGCCGGCUUAUCCAAUAAACAAAUUUUGUCAGCCCCUCAAGGAUGCAACAGGAUCGGACAAAGCAAUCCUCUCAUCCUUGAAAUCAGCACUGAAUAUUUACACGAAUUACACUGGAAAGACCCGAUGCAUUGCCACCGAAGACGCGUCACCGAAUUUGGGAGCAGAUUUAUGGUAUUAUCAAGCGUGCACAGAGAUGGUGAUGCCCAUGUGUGCCGAUGGGAUCAACGACAUGUUUGAGCCUCAGCCGUGGAAUUUGUCGAAUUACACUGGCGAGUGCGUCCAGAAAUAUGGAAUCAAGCCCCAGCCAGACUUGGCCUGCAAGACCUACGGCUGUCAGGAACUGAGUACAGCUACCAACAUUGUAUUUAGCAAUGGUUUACUGGAUCCUUGGUCCAGUGGUGGAGUUUUGAGAAAUUUGUCUGAAUCAGCUAUUGCUGUAAUCAUUCCGAAGGGGGCUCACCAUCUCGACCUCAGGGGGAGUCAUCCCAACGAUCCUUACUCGGUAAUCGCAGCUCGGAAUUAUCACAAAUUUUCAAUUUCGAAGUGGAUCAAACAAUAUCGUGAGGCUUAUGUGAAGGAAUUCAAUGAUGUCACUGUUCAAUAGUUCUCCCUCCAAUGGAUCUAAAUUGAUGAUUAAAUCCAUUGCAAUAUUGAGAUGUUUUUGUAACGUUAACGUGUAAUUUUUAUACUCAAAUAAAUAGAAAUUGUACAAAUGAAA
This is a messenger RNA of Diachasma alloeum, 1890 nucleotides long. Its product is annotated as lysosomal Pro-X carboxypeptidase. The transcript is spliced from 6 exons. The coding region runs from base 247 to 1776 and encodes 509 amino acids. Lineage: Eukaryota; Metazoa; Arthropoda; Insecta; Hymenoptera; Braconidae. Gene Ontology annotation, molecular function: dipeptidyl-peptidase activity; serine-type exopeptidase activity. Gene Ontology annotation, biological process: proteolysis. The record is from RefSeq and is a predicted model, not a curated record.